GUGGGCAACAAGCACAGCUUGGGUUGGAAACGGUCCAGUUGCGAUCUCCUUCAAAAAACAAAAAGGCACAAAUACAGGCCGUAGUCAAGGAUAUAUCCUUCUGAUAUCCCAGGUCGCACAAUUCCGAACGAUUGGCUUAUUAGUGAGGGUACUCCAGCUGCCGCGGGCCCUGAGGAAUCCCUGAACAAGCCCCACCACAUCCAAUUUUCCGCUGUGUUUCCAAGACCGGGAGUCUUCAAGACUGCGGCCUCGUUCUUUAGAUCUUGUAACCCAGACCUCGACGGAUUCCUACAUACCAAAGCACUCGACCGCUUUUACGUUCUUAGCAGGAUCCUGUAUACGCCGCCAAGAUGUCCCGCCCUGAGGAUACCCUCGCGGCCGACGUCCACUACAACGAUGCCGAAGCACGCAAGUACACCACCAGCUCUCGUAUCCAAAACAUUCAGGCCUCCAUGACACGACGCGCUCUUGAGCUUCUGAACCUAAAAUCCCCGAGCUUCAUCCUCGACAUUGGCUGCGGCAGUGGCCUGUCCGGUGAGAUCCUCUCGGACGUUCCCGAAGACGAGGGCGGGCCACACGUAUGGGUUGGGAUGGACAUCAGCGCUUCGAUGCUGGACGUGGCUCUACAACGAGAUGUCGAGGGUGACCUGCUGCUUGCCGAUAUCGGGCAGGGUGUCCCCUUCCGGCCCGGAACCUUCGAUGCCGCCAUCAGCAUCAGCGCAAUCCAAUGGCUCUGCAACGCCGAAAACAGCGAGACGUCCCCCGCAGGCCGGCUGACGCGCUUCUUCAAUGGGUUGUAUGCGGCGUUAAAACGGGGCGGCAUGGCCGUCUGCCAAUUCUACCCCAAGAAUGACGUCCAGAAGCAAAUGAUCACGUCGGCCGCUGUCAAGGCCGGCUUCGGUGCCGGUCUUCUUGAGGACGACCCGGAUACCAAGAACGUCAAGGUCUACCUGGUGCUCACGGUGGGCAGCUCGGCCGUUAGCAACAAAGGAGGUGACAUCACGGGUGUUGUCGAGGGCAUGGACAACGUCGACAUUCUGGACAACCGGAAAAAGGCCAAGAGCGGCAAGGGCGAGAUCAAAAAGGGCAGCAAGGCCUGGAUCAUCAAAAAGAAGGAGCAGAUGGAACGAAAAGGCAAGAUCGUCAAGCCGACAUCCAAGUAUACCGGGCGAAAACGGCGGGUUCAAUUCUGA
Canariomyces notabilis is the source of this 1193-nucleotide messenger RNA. Its product is annotated as S-adenosyl-L-methionine-dependent methyltransferase. Gene Ontology annotation, biological process: rRNA (guanine-N7)-methylation. Gene Ontology annotation, cellular component: nucleolus. Gene Ontology annotation, molecular function: rRNA (guanine) methyltransferase activity. Lineage: Eukaryota; Fungi; Ascomycota; Sordariomycetes; Sordariales; Chaetomiaceae. The coding region runs from base 351 to 1193 and encodes 280 amino acids. The record is from RefSeq and is a predicted model, not a curated record. The transcript is spliced from 2 exons.